Molecule: messenger RNA, 1605 nt
Organism: Branchiostoma belcheri (Belcher's lancelet)
Lineage: Eukaryota; Metazoa; Chordata; Leptocardii; Amphioxiformes; Branchiostomatidae
Product: probable cytochrome P450 49a1
Exons: 9
Coding region: 1-1605 (534 amino acids)
Molecular function (GO): heme binding; monooxygenase activity; oxidoreductase activity, acting on paired donors, with incorporation or reduction of molecular oxygen
Source: RefSeq, a predicted model, not a curated record
AUGACAUUUGGCCGUAACAUUCCAGUUUCGCAGACGACACGAGCAGGCAAGAUGAAGCGGGCUCUGCAUCAGCAUCUUGUGGCGAGAAAGCUGGGCGCCGACGCCGCGACCAUCGGCCGCACUGGCGGGGAGAAGGGCACCUUCUCCCCGCCCACCUCCGUCCUUGGGCACGGUGACCACGUGGGGACCGGCCCGACAGCUCAGCCCUGCACGGCCCGGCCGUUUGACGAGAUGCCCGGACCGAGAGGACUGCCUCUAAUUGGAUCAUUGAUGGAUUACACCCCUUUAGGUCCCUUCAGCUUGAAAAAGCUCCACGAGUCAUUUUUCGAGCGCUACAGGCAGUUUGGGAAAAUCUCCAAGGAGACCAUCGGAAACAAGUGCUUCGUUAGUGUGUACGAUCCGCGCGACAUCGAGACACUGUUCCGCACCGAGGGCCCCAACCCCAGCUGGAUGCAGCUCAUGGCCCUGGGCGAGGUCCGCAAGAGACUGGGAAAAUCCAUGGGGAUGAUCAACGAAUCGGGAGAGAAAUGGCGACAGCUUCGCUACGCAGCUCAGUCCAAGCUUCUCGACCCGAAGAGCGUCUGCUGCUUCGCCCCCGUGCUGGACGACAUCGCGCAGGGUUUCGUGGACAAGAUGCGUGCGGGAAGAACCUCGACAUUUGAACCCUCGAUUGACAUGGACGCAGAGCUCCGGAAGUGGUCAUUGGAAUCGGUGGUGUCGGCAACCCUGGGAAUACGGCUCGGCUGUCUGCAGACCGAUCGGCAAGAUCCCGACAAGGACACGGAGGACCUCCUCGAAAGCAGCGAAGCCUUCUUGGAGACAUGGCCGACGCUGGAACUCGGACCGCCUCUUUACAUGCUGUACCCAACCAAGACGUGGAGAAAGUUUCUUCGAGCCAAUGAACAGUGGCUAAGUGCGGCCAGCAGGAUGAUUGACAGAUCUUUGGACCGCAAUGAGAGUCCACGAGAUCCCUUGCAGCCGGAAGUGACGUUGCUGGAACACAUUGUGACCCGGAAGGAGUUGACUCCGGACGACAUUGUCAUGAUCAUCACCGAGCUGAUCUUUGCCGGCAUCGAAUCGUCAGCGUUUGCAAUGACGUACAAUCUUUACACGAUGGCGAAGAACCCGGCCGUGCAAGAGAACGCCAGAAGAGAGGUUCACGCGGCGGUGGGGAGGGGCGGAGAGAUCACACAAGAUGCCCUCAAGUCUUUGAAGUAUGUCAAGGCGUGCAUCAAGGAAACGUUCAGGGUCUUCCCUGUUUUCUCGAUGAGAAAUCGUAUCCUGGAUAGAGAGAUCGUGUUGUCUGGAUACAGGGUGCCACCGAACGUGAUCAUCCGGGUGUUGUCUCACGUGACCGGGCAGGUGCCGGAAUACGUGCCGGAGCCGGACAGAUUCUUGCCCGAGCGGUGGCUGAGAGACGACCCGACCCUGCCCAAGCCGCAUCCCUUCGCCGUCAGACCCUUCGGUGUGGGCAGCAGGAGCUGUAUCGGACAGCGGCUGGCGGAACAAGAGCUGGUCAUACUGCUGGCAAAGGUGUGUACCACAUCAUCUCAGUCUGCCAACUUGACCUUAGUGUCAAUUUGCGGUAACCAGAUCUCCCUUUAA